This is a messenger RNA of Anolis carolinensis (green anole), 3496 nucleotides long. It is a transcript of the gene six3, whose product is annotated as SIX homeobox 3. Gene Ontology annotation, cellular component: nucleus; transcription regulator complex. Gene Ontology annotation, molecular function: RNA polymerase II cis-regulatory region sequence-specific DNA binding; DNA-binding transcription factor activity, RNA polymerase II-specific. Lineage: Eukaryota; Metazoa; Chordata; Lepidosauria; Squamata; Anolidae. The transcript is spliced from 2 exons. Gene Ontology annotation, biological process: eye development; regulation of transcription by RNA polymerase II; brain development. The record is from RefSeq and is a predicted model, not a curated record. The coding region runs from base 512 to 1522 and encodes 336 amino acids.
AUGCUCGGGCGCCCGCACUACGCGGCGGAUUGAGGAGAGAGAGAGAUAUUAUGAGGCGGUGGCGGUUGGCAUUAGGGCGACCGCGGCCGAGUCACUGAAAGCCCCCCGGUUUGUUUUUUUUCUCUCCCGGCAGCAGGGGGACUUUUGGGUGUGCGCGAGAGAGAGUGUGCAAGAGACAGACCCAGAGAGAGGGAGAAAGAAAGAAAGAGAGAGCGAGAGAGGGAGAGAGCUCGGAUGCCUUCCUGGACGCCUGCGUGGGGCUGAUCGCGAGUGGGAGCGAGGAAGGGGGGCGCAGGGUUCGGCCGAGGGUCUCUAUGCGGCUGCGGAUGCGCGUGGGGUGCGUGGGCCCCCUUUCCCUCCCCUCCGCCUCCUCCUCCUCCUCCUCCUCUUCCUCCUCCUCUUCCUCCUCCUCCUCUUUGCCUUGAUCCCUCUUCUCGCCCCUUCCUCUCUCCCAUCUCCUUCUUCUUCUUUCUUGCCGUGCCCCCGCUCCCCGUCCGCCAGGCUGGGUCCCAUGGUGUUCCGAUCCCCUCUAGAGCUUUAUCCGGCCCACUUCUUCCUGCCCAACUUCCCCAGCGAGCCGCACCCGGCCCACCACCACCCGCACCGCUCGCUCCUGCUGGCCAGCGGCGGCGGCGGAGGGGCCACCACCACCGGACCUGGAGGCGGAGGCGGAGGCUCGGGCGGAGGAGGCGGCACUGGAGGCUCCUCCGGCUCCUCGUCGUCGUCGUCGUCGCGCGUGGGGCCCGAAGAGCUGUCCAUGUUCCAGCUGCCCACGCUCAACUUCUCCCCCGAGCAAGUGGCCAGCGUCUGCGAGACGCUGGAGGAGACGGGCGACAUCGAGCGCCUGGGCCGCUUCCUCUGGUCGCUGCCGGUGGCGCCGGGCGCCUGCGAGGCCAUCAACAAGCACGAGUCCAUCCUGCGGGCCCGGGCCGUGGUGGCCUUCCACACAGGCAACUUCCGCGACCUCUACCACAUCCUGGAGAACCACAAGUUCACCAAGGAGUCGCACGGGAAGCUGCAGGCCAUGUGGCUCGAGGCCCACUACCAGGAAGCCGAGAAGCUGAGGGGACGGCCGCUGGGCCCCGUCGACAAGUACCGCGUCCGCAAGAAGUUCCCGCUGCCGCGCACCAUCUGGGACGGCGAGCAGAAGACCCACUGCUUCAAGGAGCGGACUCGCAGCCUCCUGCGGGAGUGGUACCUCCAGGACCCCUACCCCAACCCCAGCAAGAAGAGGGAGCUGGCCCAGGCCACGGGACUCACCCCCACCCAGGUCGGAAACUGGUUCAAGAACCGCCGGCAGCGCGACCGGGCCGCCGCCGCCAAAAACAGGCUCCAGCACCAGGCCAUCGGACAGAGCGGGAUGCGGUCCCUGUCGGAGCCGGGCUGCCCGACCCACAGCUCGGCCGAGUCGCCCUCCACGGCGGCCAGCCCCACCACCAGCGUCUCCAGCUUGACCGAAAGAGCCGAGACCGGCACCUCCAUCCUCUCGGUAACCUCCAGCGACUCAGAAUGUGAUGUAUGAUAACGGAAAGGAACGCCAGCCGUGUAACUUUUUUCUUUUGGAAAAUAAUAAUAAUAAUAACAACAACAACAACAACAACAACAUAACAACAUAAAAUUAAAAAUUACAUAAACCUAAGGAGAAAGAGAGCGAGCGAAAGAGCGAGGGUGAAAACAACCCCAAAAUAACAAUUAGGGGACCACAAAAGAAAAAGAUAUUUAGAAAGGCACAAGGAAGCCCCUCAUUUGCAAACUCCCUCAGUCCAAAAUACCGAACAAUCCUCCUCCUAUUCAUAAGGAAACUGACAUUAAAUUAAAAAAAAACUCAAGCAAAAGGAAAAAUAAGCAACUCAUUGAGGGGAGGACAGGACACAAAAGGAAACAAACCACAACUUGGACGGCUGGCGAUACUGCAGCAGGGGAAAGAAAAUAUUAUUAUUAUUACUAUUAUUAUUAUUGCUGAUGAUGAUGGUGGUCAUGUUUUGCUAAGUGACUAUUCUUAUUGAGGAAGGAAGGGAGGAAAGCAGGAAGGACGGAAAGAAGGCGAUCUUUGUAUUCUUUGUCGGACAAAACAAAAAAUAUAUAUACCAAGCACGUUGGAGCUCUCUUUUCUUUUCUUUUCUUUUUUGUUCGGGGGUUUUUUUUUUUUGGUUGGUCUCAUCAUGGUUCGCGCUUUCCCAUAAAGACUGCAUUUUCACCCAUUUUUGCAUGACGGUGAUGAUUCAAUUUGUAUGGGGAGGGGGAGGGAAAUAUCAUAUUCUCUAUAAUAAAUGGACAAAAAGAAAACAAUUAUAAAAAAAAGACUUGGGAAAGGGAGGGGAGAGAAGAAAGGACUACGCGGUCAAGUUUGUACAAAAAAGAGAAAGGAAAAAAAUUAAAAGGAACUCUUUGAAGAAAGAGGGAAAUGACAAAUGUUUAUCUUAUCGCCUUUCGGUUGGAUUUUUAAAAAAAUCAAUGUGUCUCUAUGGAUCUGUAAAUCCCCCCUUCCCUCCAAUCCUCAAAUAUGCGAUGGUUUAAACUAGAGGCAAUUUUUGCCCCCUUUUCUCUUCCCUUCCCUCGUUGGGUUGCUGUUAUUAUUAUUUUUUUAAUAAUAAUAAUUUGUUUUAUUUUUAUUCUUUGGUUCAACAGACAAUCAUUUUCUUCGUAAGCACCUUUUUUUCUACACUUCUGUCACUGCCUGUUUGUGGGUACUGGUUUUAAAUGUGGAAAAAGAAUAGUUAUGACUGUAACAGAUUUUUAUUUUUAUUUCAAAAUUUUAUAUGAAUUAUGUAUAUCUUAAGCGAUGCGGUCCUCCCCCCCUCUCCUCCUCCGGUUUGUAAUAUAUGUGUAGAAAAAAAUGCUUGUUUAUGAGAUUUUGGGCUCUUCUUUUCCUUGUCUUUCUUCUCUCUUCCCUCCUCUCUCUCUCUCUCUCUCUCUCUCUCUCUCUGCCUCCUCCCUUUCUCUUUCACUCUUGCCUUUCUUUCUUUUCUUCUUCUCCUGCUCUUUUCGCUCCCUCCCUCUUCUAAUAUAUGUGUAGAAAAAAUGCUUGUUUAUGAGAUUUUGGGCUCUUCUUUUCCCUCUCUCUCUCUCUCUCUCUCUCUCUCUCUCUCUCUCUCUCUCUGCCUCCUCCCUUUCUCUUUCACUCUUGCCUUUCUUUCUUUUCUUCUCCUCCUGCUCUUUUCCCUCCCUCCCUCCCUCUUUGAUUUUCCCCAGACUCGAGUUCCUUGCACAAACUUUGCCGUCAAGAGGUGACGGAUUCAGUUUCCAAAAGAGACCUUGGCGACAGACGAAACCCAGGCAUAAGGUGUCACUAUAGUUCUCUUAUGCAAAAAUCAUUUUAUUCCCCUAAGUACUUAAAAUAGCAGCUUUCUUUGGGGGAGGGAGGUUGAAAUCUCUUCUUAAACUCCGCUUAGGACGCUCAUGCCACUGUUUUCCUUUACUGCGUGUUUAUCUAUAUGUACAAACUUUCUUAAAAAAAGAAACCAAUCAAAUACAGUAUUCCAUUUUUUCUUAUCUA